AUUGAUCCUUAUGCACAUGCGCAUUGUAAACAUAUUUUCAUAUUCGGCUUUUCGUCAUGGCGGAAAUGAGUCCUGGAUAUAGCAAUAUUUUGAGAUGAAACUCAACCAUGGAACACAAGGCGCAUGUUGAGAACAUAAAAUACAGGAACUGGGUGAAGGCAGGACUCGGUUUAAAAUACGUUAAAGAAUGUUUGGAACCAUUCUGCGACCAUCUAGUAAACCAGCAGCACAUUGAAAUCUUAGUUAAGGUAAAACAGAAACACAGUCUGUCGUCAGUAUCGUGUGGACUUUGCGAUGUACGCACACUGCAGCCUAAUCAUGUUCAAACCAAAACUAGGCAGUGUCCUCUUGGUCAAAGAUUCUGUAACUGCCAAAAUCCACGCGGAAAAAUUGCAUGUCCAAACAGCGUAUGUGGCGCCAUCUACGAUGAAAUAAUUCAACUUCACGCUUCUACCCCACCAGCUCCAAACUGGAGGAACACAGACGCACAUCAGUGGUGCAAUGAACCAUGGGCUGUUGCAAAAUGCUUCAUAAAUGCUCCGGGAUAUGAUGAGAAGAUAAGAGCUGUUGAGUUUGACUGCCCUGGUCUGUUGCAUAUACUGAUUAACAAUAUAGAUUUUCAGCAACACAUCAAGUGUGUUAUAACUGGUGCGGAUGUUUUUUCUAGGGUUCGCAUGUUUAGAAAUGAAAUAGUCCAUUCCAAUACUAUGGAACUAGAAGACGCCGAGGUUAACAGUUAUAUAGAUGAUAUGAUAGAACUGUUGGAAGAUGAAAAGGAAAUUAAACACAGACAAGAAUCUAAAGAUGCGAUCCGAAAUUUGCUAGAGCUAAAGCAGAACGAUUUCAUUAUAUCAACUACUGACGAGGCAGAAAUCCGUCGUGUUGCCAUGACUGCAAUCAAUGAAAAGGAAAUUGAACUUCAACAGACAAUAGACGAUGCAAAAAAUGAAUUACGAACUAAAAGUGCAGAAGGCCAACACGAUAUUGACAGGAAAGGUUUAUCUAUUCAAUCGGAUCUCAAAGAGACAGGAAAGAAAAUCAGAAACGAAUUGUUGAUAACAGGUGAUGAAAUAAAGUCUACAGCUGAUGAAUGUAAACGCAAGCUUGAGAAGGAAGGUUUAGUUAUUAAAACGUCACUGGAAGAGACAGGAAAGAGACUUGAACAGAAAGGAAUUGAACUAGAAAACAAGCUGGUGAUGAAAAACGCGGAAGCGGAAGUAAAUCUAGAACAGAAACCUCAAGAAGCAAAGUUAGAAUUUGAGUGUAAACAGAAAGUUAUACUUGACAACUUAGAACAAAAAUAUUCAUCUGAAACUGGAUUGGAAUCGGGUACAAAGAACAUGACUGACGAAUCGAUGACUAGUAAUACUGAGGUUAGACAAGAAGCAGAGGAAAGCAGGAAAAAAGCCGAAUUUCAAGAGAAGCUGGUCAAACGAUAUGAAAAAUACGUCAGAAGGGUAUCUUUAUUGCCCCGCCAACCCAAAAGACAUCAGAGGAAUGUCAGUGAUGUAUAUGUUCCUCCCUGGUUGACUGUAGAAAAGAAGAAUGAAGAUACUAAUGGUUGGGAGGAAGUUCAGAUUUUCAUGCACGAAAUAUUCAAAAAUAAAGAAAAGCCCGCAAAAUACAUCUACGUUAUCGGAGAAGCUGGCUCAGGGAAAAGCACGUUUUGUAAAAUGCUGGUGCACUUCUGGUGUAUCGCUCAUCAGUUUCAAGACUGCAGUUUAGAUGAAUCUGACUUAGUGAAAGAAAUGAACAGCUUUAAAUUCUUAUUUUUUGUUUCACUUCGACACUGUUCCGACUGCGGCAGUAUCGAAGAAAUGUUAGAGAAAUCAUAUCGUGAUCCUACGCUCAGAGAUAUUUUACAAAACGACUCCGAUAAAUGUCUUAUUGUACUUGACGGUCUUGAUGAAUGGAACCCUGAUAAAAAACAUCAUUCACAGUUCCUGACACCAGGGCUUCCGGGACGUGAACUCGACGCGGAUUAUACCAUUAUUACAACUUCGAGACAAUGGAAAUUUGAUGCUCUGUCAAUAAGUGAUAGCGAAGUUGAUAAAAAAGUCAAGCUAAAUGGAAUUGAUGAAUAUGAAAUGAAAAACCUCACUGAGAAAACAGUCAAAAUGUUAAAUGACAGCUUUCAAGAGAGUAAAAGUGCAGAAAUGUGUAAAAUCGAUCUUCAAAGCAGACACGUUUCCGAAAUAAGCCAUACACCGUUGAUUUUGCAACAAUUAAUUAGUCUAUGGUUUGACGAUAAACUUCGAGAUAAUUCGAAGUAUGCUAUAUACAGUAGUAUGUUAGCCCUUUUUCUUGAUUGGAAAACUUUCAAGACAACAGAAAAUCAACAAUGCGAGAUAAUCGCCCCAGAACGUACGACCGAUUCGCCACUGCCUGACUAUUUGUGUGAUUUCCAGACCUUUCGUGAAAACACAUUUGUGAUACAGUACCUUUCACAUUUAGCUUACGAAACACUGUUUGACAAAAAUAAAGAAAUCAGGCUGGCAUUCAGUUACUUAGUACUUAAUCGGCUGAACAUACCACAUGACGUGAUAAAGAAUUGUUUGCACGUUGGUAUUUUAAAAGAAGAGCAAAGCGUAAGUUUGCAUGCAAGUGUGCGUCAACAAUCAUCAUUUUCUUUCUUUCACAAGUCAAUGCAAGAAUAUCUAGCGGCAGUGUAUGUCGCUAGCAAGUUCAAAGAAAUGCUAACGUCUCGGAAAUCAUUGCAGAAUGAUGAAAAUGAUCUAACAGAAAUCUGUAGAGAGUUUGUGGGGAAAUAUUUCGGCAGUUGCAAAACGGCUGUUGAUAUUUUAGAACAGUCUAAUGUGUUAAUGAUGCUUUGUGGCUUAGAGCCAAGGUUACUGACAAAUGUUAGUGAGUAUAUCUAUAACGUAACACUUGUUGACGAAACGAUUAUUGAGGAAAGAAAUAAAGCACAGACACAAUACAGUCUGGAUCAUCAUAAAUUUAUCAGAGAUAUUCAAACCUGCAUUUUUAAGUGCACCGAAGAAGUUGUGUCAAGUGCGAAAAAUGUUAACUCGCCUGUUUACAUUUCCGAUCUUUACGUUUUUCGUUCAACGGAUUUGCUACGAUAUAUCCAAUAUAUUACUUUGAAAACUGUUCUAUCGAUAGAAGUAACUGACGAUGGGUUAAGCAUAAUAGAACGUGGUACAAAAACAUUUUCUCUUGCCGUUGAAUAUCUUACAAUAUGUGAUCACUUAAAGGCGGUGAAAGCUAGAAUAAGUGAUGAGAGGCUUUAUAGGAAAGUUGCUCAAAUACUUGAGACAAAUGUUUCCACGCUUGAAACUAUCAGUUUGUUGAAUAUAGACAAGAGAAUGAUACUCUUUCUUGUUUUGAUAAUACCGAAGAUGCGACGAUUAACUACGCUUCAGCUGAAUAGUAGUGCCAAUGUGUCACAGGAUGUUUGUUUAUCGUUGUGUACAAUGUUGAAUCAGACUGCAAGUCUUCAGCAUAUAUCGCUCGGAAUUACUUGUGAGAAAAACAAACAACACCAGUUAGACCUAUCAAACCAUACACAUAUUCAAUAUGUUGAUUUUAUGUUUUGUACUUUCUAUAUGGGCAGUUGUAACACCGACAAUCUAGAAACGUGUAAGCUUGAUAUUAUAAGCGGUGCCAUGAUGAAUCAAGCGUGUACCACUUUAUAUAAAGCCUGUAAAUUGAAACAUCUUGAGCCUAAUGGCGCAGUAUCUCUAAUGUUUAACUACAUAGAAUGUAGAAUUAUUACCGAAAGUCUUAUCAGACUGUUGCCAUCAUUAAUCAGUCUCAGUACUCUCACAUUAUGGGACUUCUAUUUUACUGACAAUAUUAUCGCAUGUCCGAGUGAUAUGAAGAAUCUGAAAGAAAUAACACUUAUUUCAGUAGCAAUGAGUAUGAAAACGUGGUACAAGUUUAUAGACUGUCUUCCUGAGCUUCCGCAAGUAGUAAAGGUAGAAAUAUCUAACAUGGAUAUAAGAGGUGGGACAAUAUACGACAAGGAGACAAUACUUGGCUACGUCAUGCGUGAUAAAAGUCAAGAAGCAGAUGCACGAGCGUAUGUUAGAGAAAAAACAAAUUUAUUUCGUGUGACCAGCGAUAGUUACCUUUUGUUCUGUUUUACUGCCAAGAAAUCAUGACUCCGACCAUGGAUUUAUCAUAAUGCAACGUAUGCUAAUGUAUGCAGGCAAAUUCUGAGAUGUUGUGCAAUUCGGAAGAGUUGACAGUGUUCCAUGAACAAAAGAAGUACAACAUAAACGUUUCGUACUAAACUUACAUUACAGAAUGUCUUUUUAAAAUUCUACAUGUUUAAUUAGUGAAACAAACAUACUUACAGAUUUAUCCAGUUAGUAUUCAUACCAUUUUAUAGCAUCUUGGGUUCAUGCGGUAUCAGUUGUAAUGAUGAUAAUAAAAAGUCAACAUACGUACAAGUACUUCAUGGGUUCUAGCCUGUAUGCGAAAGUCAAAAUCCCCUAUAUAUAAACACUCGUGUAUAGGUAUCGCAUGGUAUUAUGGCGUUUUGAAAUGUAAACGAACGAAAGAUUAAGUCCAUUAACAGCGUUUCCGUUAGUGCAAACUUUAUGUCCUCGAUGGCUGAGUGGUUACGCGCUCCGUUUCGUACAUUUUCGUCGGGAGUUCGAUUCCCAAACCCAUAUACGUUUUUAUUUUAUUUUAUUUUUAAAACUGCCUCUAAUUUCUUACUUAUCGGUUAGGGUUAAGAAAUACAACUGCCAUUAUUAACACGCAGUCAUGUUUAAAUACACUACGCUUUAAACAUAAUGUAAUGUAAGCUCUCCAGUACAACGGGUUAGAUCUAAAAAAAAUGACAAUCUUACACUUCACUUUAAAUAGCAUUGCCCUGCAAUAACUUCAGUUCUGAUUUAUGUAAAAAUGUUGCUGAUUUUAUACAAAAAUAAGAAUAAAGAAUGAAUUAGAAACUGGAGAAAAAUAAUCUUACUUAACGUAUGUUUUGAUAAAAAAAAAAUUGGACAGAUGGAAGAUUCGAGCGUUCAAAAGUAUCGCUACAAAAUGGGCGCUUUUCUAUCCACACAUCACACUGUUAUCUAACUUCGCAUAUCUUUUAUUUCAAACGAGAAUGCUACUGACUGUUUUUUUUUCCAAAAUGCUAAAAAUAGUAUCGCCAUAAUACUGUGCGGUACCUAUAUAGUCUAUAUGGUAUACAUGUACUAAUUAUGAUAAAACGUCUACUUAAGAAAUAAUAAGUUCCCAAACGUGGUUUAACGUAGAAUAACCCGAGUUUUGAGUUCUUAUGCGUAAGAAUAUAUCACGAAGGCCGUAGGCUUAAGUGAUAUAUUGUUUCGCAUUAGAACGAAAAACUCGGGUUAUUCUACGAUAAAUCACACUUGGGAACUUAUUAUUUCGAUUCUAACACGACAUACUAGCUUCUAGUAUCAACAGUGUUAGAAAAAAUGGUAACUACUUUUUACGGCCGUGCUACGCACCUGAAUCGGAUGACGUCAUUGCACGUGAGUGGUUUAUUGCAGAAUAACCCGAGAUAGAUUUUGCUCUACAUGUAUGUAGGUUAUUUGCUUGUCGUGUUAGAAUGUUUAAUAAUCAUGCAAUACAAUAUCUGUGAAAUAGAAGGGAUUUGGUUUUGUUUUAAUCACAUAUUCAUACCUUUAAAAUCUAUUCAUUUUUAUCAUUUAUAUCAAAAACAUGUUUAGUGACACUUUUUUUUCUAUUUUCCAUACCUGUUCUUCAGAUCAACAUGGUAGCCAAAGGUAGAUUUUUAUAUUUUCUGCAAAAUUUAGUAGGUGUAACUUUUAACACGAAACUACCUUUCAAAUCUUGAAGAAUGAGUAUAUAUAUAUAAAUAAACGAAAUCGAUUUGGCAAAUACUAAUUAACCCAUGUGAUGUUAUUUAUUUUUUCAUAAUUUACUUGCUCCGGCACAGACUUACAUACUCUAAUGUCUCAAUUCAAAGACUGUCUCCUAUAUUUUGAAAAAAAGUUAUUACACUUUGGUAAUGCAAAACAAUUCUGUUUUCAUUCCCGCGAUGUUGAUUACGUGAUUAAGGAUCAUAAAUCAUACCUUAUCGUUAAUCACUUGCUAACCUUGUACAUAACUUUUAAAUACUUCUUUGAAACCAUUAUAUUACAUAAAGAUGUGUUUUAUAGAAUGAUGACUAUCUUUAUUAACAGUGACACAAAUCUUCUUCAUUUGUGUGUUGUCACGAUCAAUGAGAUUUGAAAGUAAUGAGUGUAUUUUUUAGAAGAAAGACAAAAAAAUUAAGACACAACAGGUAUGUUAUUCACAAACAAUAAUUUUAUAGUAAUGACCAUAUUUUAGACUAAAUCUGUCCGUUUUAACGCGGUAUGAUACAUUUACAUUGUACAUUGUCUGAUGAUUUGUAGCUUAGAUGUGUCUAUUAUUGUGCAUGUGAUGCACAAGUCUGUAAAUAAAUUUUAAAAGAAA
Mercenaria mercenaria is the source of this 6420-nucleotide messenger RNA. RefSeq lists its product as uncharacterized. The record is from RefSeq and is a predicted model, not a curated record. Bases 108 to 4124 code for a protein of 1338 amino acids. The transcript has 6 exons. NCBI's taxonomy places the organism in Eukaryota, Metazoa, Mollusca, Bivalvia, Venerida, Veneridae.